AACAAUAUUUCCAUAUAAAUAAUUAAAAAACAAAAAAAAUAAAUAAAACAAAAUGGCGAAUACAGCACAGCUUUUACGCCGUCAGAGCUCCCGUGAUAUCGUCUUAAAGAGUCAAAAGAGCAUCGAUCAAUUGGAAUUACGGGAAUUGCGUGGUCGUCUGGUACCAAAAGAGCAUAGCAGCAGUAGUCAUCAUGGCCAUCAUCAUCAUCAACAUCAUCAUCAGCCCAUUUACGGCGCAACAAAUCAGGCUUUUAUUUCAGACACUUUCGAUGAGUCCUCCGAAAUUGAAGCCGAAACGUUUGGGUCUGAGGCGAGCACAAGUAAAGCGAAGGCCGAGUUGGUUGCCGCCGUCAAGGCUACAGUGGAGGAUGAGGACAUUGUGGCUGAGAAGGAGGGAGAGGAACGCGAAAGUUGGGAUAGCAAAAUAAUGUUUUUAUUGGCAACAAUUGGUUACGCUGUUGGAUUAGGUAAUGUAUGGCGUUUCCCUUACUUGGCACAAAAAAAUGGCGGUGGUGCCUUCUUGGUACCUUACUUUAUUAUGCUUUGCAUACAGGGUAUACCAAUAUUUUAUUUAGAAUUGGCGAUUGGACAACGUCUGCGAAAAGGCGCUAUAGGCGUUUGGAGUCAAGUUUCACCUUACUUGGGUGGCAUAGGCAUCUCCUCGGCUGUGGUUAGCUAUAUAGUAGCUUUGUAUUAUAACACUAUAAUUGCUUGGUGUCUCAUCUAUUUAUUGCAUAGCUUUGAAUCACCUUUACCUUGGGCCGAUUGUCCCACACGUCUAUACUCCAAUUAUACUUAUGAUCAUGAGCCAGAAUGUGUGGCUUCAUCACCUACGCAAUUUUAUUGGUAUCGCACAACCCUACAAUGUUCGGAAAGCGUAAAUGAACCGGAAGGUUUUAACUACCACAUGGGCAUUGGAUUGUUAGUGUCAUGGUUUCUUGUCUACAUAUGCAUGGUUCAAGGCAUCACAUCAUCAGGAAAGAUUGUGUACAUGACAGCCAUAUUUCCGUAUGUAGUGCUGAUUAUUUUCUUCUUUCGAGGCAUUACACUUAAAGGUGCCGCUGAUGGUGUAGCACAUUUAUUCACACCACGUUGGGAAACAUUGCAGGAUCCUGUAGUUUGGCUAGAAGCAGGAACGCAAAUAUUCUUCUCCUUAGGCUUAGCUUUUGGUGGUUUGAUAGCGUUUAGUUCGUACAAUCCUGCAAACAAUAACUGUUAUCGUGAUGCUAUAUUGGUGUCUCUGACUAAUUGCGGUACUUCCAUGUUUGCCGGAGUAGUUGUAUUCUCAGUGAUUGGUUUUAAAGCUACAGCAACAUUCGAUCGAUGUAAUGAGGAACGUGCAAGUUUGAUAUCACAAAAUAAAACAUCAAUGUUGCCCGUAUGCGACUUGCAGAAGGAAUUGGCUAAUAGCGCCUCUGGUACUGGUCUAGCAUUUAUUAUAUUUACAGAGGCAAUAAAUCAAUUUCCUGGUGCACAAAUAUGGGCUGUUCUCUUCUUUUUAAUGCUUUUCACUCUUGGCAUUGAUUCACAAUUUGGCACCUUAGAAGGCGUUGUGACUUCAUUAGUUGAUAUGAAACUAUUUCCUAAUUUGCCAAAAGAAUGGAUAGUGGGUGCACUUUGUUUGUCCUGUUUCAUAAUGUCAAUGUGUUUUGCCAAUGGCGCUGGCAGUUACAUAUUUCAAUUGAUGGACAGUUUUGCUGGCAACUUUCCACUACUAAUUAUUGCAUUGUUUGAGUGUUUAUCAAUUAGUUAUAUCUAUGGCAUUAGACGAUUCUCGGAUGAUAUUGAAAUGAUGACUGGUUCCAGACCAGGCAUAUUUUGGAUGUUCUGUUGGAAAUAUCUUUCACCAUGUGCUAUGAUUACAAUAUUAAUAGCAUCAUUUUAUCAAUUAUUAACCGAAGGCAGCAGUUAUCCAGCUUGGAUUGCUUCAAAGGGCAUGACAGAGAAAAUGGAAUGGCCUCAUUGGUGUAUUGUCAUUGCAUUUAUAUUGAUUCUAUCAUCUAUUUUAUGGAUACCAAUUGUGGCAAUACUCAGGUUAUGUGGCAUAAAAGUUGUUGAAGAUACUGAUCCAGCUUGGUUCCCUGAAGCUGAAUUAAAGGAAGUACAUGGUAUUGUACCGCAUGAACCAACAGAUAUAGAACGUUCACUAUUCUGUUUUAAUAUGGAUGGUACUGAAGGAAUGUGUUGCCCUAAGUAUGGACUACCUGAAAAGUCUUUAGAAGAAGAAGAGUAAGCCUAAUAUAAUACAAAAGCAAUUUUAAUAUAUGGGAAUUAUAAUUUAAGAGUUAAUUACGCACACAUUUAAACAUACGUAGUUAGGUUAGAAAAGUUCACAAUGACUUUUAGUAUAAUCAUAUACAUAUAUUGAUAAGAUCUGACAACACGGUUCAAGUUUUAUUACUUCGAUUUCUACUGGCUUACAGAAAUAAUCUAUAUUGUUUACAUUAAAAGAUAUAAACUGAUUUUCUAGCGGAAAGUAGCGACAAGAAGCUCAUUUUUCUCUCUAUAACAGCGAUAACAAUUUUCUAGUCUCUAAUAUUUAUAUA
Teleopsis dalmanni is the source of this 2546-nucleotide messenger RNA. RefSeq names its product sodium-dependent neutral amino acid transporter B(0)AT3-like. Bases 53 to 2233 code for a protein of 726 amino acids. The transcript has 10 exons. Gene Ontology annotation, biological process: sodium ion transmembrane transport. Lineage: Eukaryota; Metazoa; Arthropoda; Insecta; Diptera; Diopsidae. The record is from RefSeq and is a predicted model, not a curated record. Gene Ontology annotation, cellular component: membrane.